AUGAGGUGUGUGGAUACCUAUGAAAUAGAACGGAAGCCUCUGACCGGGGGAGAGUUUCACAGGCUGAAUGUAGAACCAGUUCUGAACCCAUGCUGGACCCGGAGAGUGCAAACCGCGGAGAUGUGGUGCCUGGUUUGCACAGUCGGCAUCAUUGCCGCAGUCCUCUUCACCUAUUCCCUAUUCAGGCACAAACUAUUCGCCUUGUUUAUGCAGCAUGUCACCUCCCAACCAGACGAGAAAGCCUCGGGUCUCAAGGAAUCCUUCUUCCAGUCGUUGAAGGACGUCGUUUCCUCGGACCCAGAAUUAAAAAAAGCCGGUCACUUCCGCCUUCUCGAGGUCGGGGUUGGGACAGGGACUAACUUCAAGUUCUAUCCCUCGAACGCCAAGCUUAGCGUGAUCGAGCCCAACAGCAACUUCAAAGACUACUUUUUCAAGAACAAGAAGAAGUUCCCGGACAUCGAACUAGAGAAUUUCUUCGAAGGAUGGGGCGAAGACAUGAAGCAAGUUUCGAGUGGGAGCAUGGAUGUCGUGGUGUGCACUCAUGUCAUGUGUAGCGUCCCGUUCAAAAACACAGGUCGAUUCUUGUCUGAAGUCAAAAGAGUCCUUGCUCCCAACGGGAGAUUCUAUUUUUUCGAGCACGUGGGAGACAAAAAAGGCACGAGGUUGAGAUUGAUCCAGAAUAUUCUUCAGGCGACACUCCUUUUCGGAUUCCUAACUUGUGGCUGCAUUCCCAACAAGAGCACCGAGGAGGAUGUGAAAAAAGCUGGUUUUUCCUCUGUUGAUGUGACAAGGUUUUACCUGGAAACGGAUGCUGCCCCAACAAGUUUGAAAGGCUGCAUUCUGCGCAUUGUCGCUUCCCAUAUUAAUGGUGUCGCAGUCAAGUGAAUGACAGGAUUCCCGGAUGCCUUUGGCAGUUUAGCAUUUCUACCAGCCACACAUGUUGCUUCAUACGGAUUUAAAUAAACUACUCCCUCUGGCGCCUCCUAUGAAUAUUACAAGUGUAAAAGCCCAUGCACGCAUGUUGUGAAUAUGUAGAAAGAAAGCACUUCAUGCACGCCGUUCUUUUUUCAUUGGCUGACUCCGCAGUGGAUCACGCCGCAC
Darwinula stevensoni is the source of this 1101-nucleotide messenger RNA. NCBI's taxonomy places the organism in Eukaryota, Metazoa, Arthropoda, Ostracoda, Podocopida, Darwinulidae. The record is from the annotation of a GenBank genome assembly.